This is a messenger RNA of Rubroshorea leprosula, 1018 nucleotides long. NCBI's taxonomy places the organism in Eukaryota, Viridiplantae, Streptophyta, Magnoliopsida, Malvales, Dipterocarpaceae. The record is from the annotation of a GenBank genome assembly.
AUAAAACCCAAUGCUACAUGUGUUCUUACUCGAGAGCAACGAGCUCUUAUCUGUCAGUGGCUGAAGGAAUUGAGAUUCCCAGAUGGCGUCUCUUGCCAAUUGCUUUCCGUGAUUUCCUCAUAGAUGAAGUUUGGGGUCCCUUAACGGAGAUGAGUAACUUUUUUAGAGCUUUAACUGCUCCGAUUAUUCAAGUCAGUAACAUGGAGAUGUGGGAGAAAAAAAUUGUUGAGACCAUUCGCAAGUUAGAGAAAGUAUUCCCGCCAGCAUUCUUUGACUCGAUGGAGCAUUUGGCUAUCCUCCAUCUACCAUAUGAGGCAAAAGUUGGAGAACCUAUCCAAUUUCGUUGGAUGUAUCCUUUUGAAAGGGGAGAAGAAGUGGUGAUUAGUGAGGUUAUGCAAUUGCCAUAUGUGACAGAGGAAGAAUGUGUGGGUGAGGAUGAUGAUGAAGAGGAAGAGUUUGAUGGAACGGAAACAUCAGAAGAAGAAGUUCCAAAUUACUUAACCAAGAAUGAUAAUAUGAGACGAGGUACGCGAGGUGCAUCUUCUUCUAGACAACAGAUUUCCAAUUUGACUCAGCUUCCCACACAGCUGCAACAAGAGCAACCCACUGUUUCUCAGCCACCAUUGGCCAAUGAGCAGUUCACUGGUAAUGAUGCAACAAUGGAGGAGGACACUGAAGAGCGUAAUUUGGAGGCUGAGUUAGAUGCUGAGUUUGCUGUGCUUGAUCCUGAGUUAGAUGCUCAGCUGGAGGAGCAGCUAUCACGUGCUGUCCCAAAGACAGGACGUGGCAUGGAUAAAGGAGAUGACGCUCUUACAGACCCGAGUCAAAGGAAGGUGCUUAGCCUUAAUCGCCGAGGCACAUUUAGCCACGAGAGGUUUGGGAGGACUGCCAUAGUAAUUUGGAAGUACUUGUAUGAUGAGCCAGUGCUUUUCUGGUCUAGCUGGCCUGAGGAAAAAAAGAGGGUUGCUUGGGAGAAUUUUCAGGUAUGAAAAUUAUAGAAUAAAAUGAAGUAUUUUUU